AUGGAGUAUUUAGAACCUGGGUUUGAUCCAAAGAAAUUGAAAGUACCUGAAUUAAGGAAGAUUUUAAUAUCGAAUAAAAUCCAAUUCCCAUCCAAAUGUAAGAAGAAUGAAUUAGUUAAAUUGUUUCAAAAUAACAUUUCUUCUAAUUUGGAAGAAUUAAGAGAAAGAAAUUUAAAUUCUGAGAAAGAUAAAAAACAAACUAAAAGUUCGAACAAAAAACGUCAAAGAAAAGAGAUUGAAUCAACCGAUGAUGAAGAAACUGAAGAAAGUGAACAAUCUACAGAUGAAAAGUCAAACUCAACAUCAAAGAAAAGAAAGACUUCUAAAAUAGAAGAGAAACCAGAAAUGGUAAACGAUACUAAACAUGAAAUUAAAAGUCAAAAUACCGAGGAAGUACCUAAAGUCGAACAAAGAUCAAAUACAAAAGCAAUUGUAGAAUCAAAGUUAUCAGAAACUAAACCGAAAACUAGAAGAAAUAUACCCCUAGAUUUACAAAAAUUACAACAAAGUGCAAUUGUUAAAGAGAAUAAAACUGAAAAAACUUCUGAUGAGAAGCUGGAUAUAACAAAGAAAGAGCAACCUAAAACUAAAACUAACCCUAAUGACGAAAAAGAGGAAACAAUAAACGAAUCCUUGGACAAAGAAGAAGAAAACAAAUCUUUAGUUGAAGAACAAAAGAAUAAAUCUCCAAAGGAAUACAAAAAAACCAAGGUGAUACUGAAAGCAUUAGUACAAAUUAGUAGUUUUGCUUCAAUUAUUUUAUUAUGUUUUUUCACCCUAUGGUAUAGAGAAGUUUGCAUAAACAUUGGGUAUUGUGGUAAAGAAUUGGCAUAUCCACCAUUUUUGAAAACUUCUAUAACCGAUAAAGUAUUGAACAAUGGUUUAUUUGAAAAGUAUGACAUUAAAUCUAAAUUAUCUGAUUUAAUUAUUCCUGAUUGUACUCCUUGUCCGGAUAAUGCCAUUUGUUACAGUUCUAUGAAAUCUGUUUGUAAUAAAGGAUAUGUUCCAGAAAAUAGUUUUUACAAUUUAUAUGGUUUAUUACCACUGCCAAUAAAAUGUUCAAAGGAUAAAACUGAAGAAAAACUUGUGCAAGAUAUUUUAAAUGGUGUAUUGUAUGAUUUAAGACUUAAAAACUCUAGAGUGAGAUGUGGUGAUGGUGAAACUGACGAAAGCACUGGCUUAAUUGAAAAAAAUAUGUUUGAUUCUUUUGUUUCUCAAAAAGCUUGGCUAUCGGAAAAGCAACGCCAAAGAAUUUGGCGUAAGGUUAUGUUGCAACUAAAGAAAUACCCAGAAAUUAAGCUUGUCAAUUUAUAUAAAAAGAGAUUGGAUGCUGACGAUUCUGAAGCUGAGGUUGUUAAUGAUCAUGUUUUUAGCAUUGCUGAAAAAAUGUCUCAUAAUUUAUUAAGAUCAACCUCUAAAAAUUUUGUUCCUUUCUACUGCGGCAAGAGUGAUAUUAUUAUUUCAUCUAAUUAUAUUAAACCAACUUUGACUAUUUUAGUAUUCUUAUUUUCUAUCGUUGUUCUAUGUUUUUUGAACAAAUUAAUAGUUAAUAAAUUAAAUGAUCAAACCAAAUGUAGUGUUUACAUUGAAAGAAUAGUUGAAAUUUUGAAAGAAAUUAAAGAAAACAACAAGCCACAGUCAUUUUUAACAAGCAAUCAACUAAAAGAAAUAAUCUUCAAAGAUGAAGUUGAAAAUGUUGAAGAACAAAAUAGAAUUUGGAAAAAAAUAUCUAAUAAAUUAGAAAACAGUGAUAUCCCAGUUACUUCAACUCAGUUAGAACUUCAUGGUGAAAUUUUAAGAUCCUACGAAUUUGAAUUACCAAGUGAUUCUGAUAAAUUGUAA
Molecule: messenger RNA, 1842 nt
Organism: Tetrapisispora phaffii CBS 4417
Lineage: Eukaryota; Fungi; Ascomycota; Saccharomycetes; Saccharomycetales; Saccharomycetaceae
Gene: HEH2
Product: Heh2p
Exons: 1
Coding region: 1-1842 (613 amino acids)
Cellular component (GO): nuclear inner membrane
Molecular function (GO): chromatin binding
Source: RefSeq, a predicted model, not a curated record